AUGAUAAACCAAAAAUAAGACGAAAAGAUAUAGAAAAAUAUAUGGCUGAUAAUUUGGCGGCGAUUGAAGAGACUUUUUAUAACCAGCCUGAUAACACUAAUGCUGAAUAUUAUAAGAAUUUUUUAACUUUGGAUGGUAGUAAGGCUAUUAGGGAUUUAGUUAAGAGAGAAAAGUUUAAAAAUGUGAUAGACAACAAUUAUCUUUUGCCUGAGUAUAUGGCUGGCAAUGGAGUUGAUGCUACUAG
Messenger RNA from Racocetra persica, 244 nucleotides. The record is from the annotation of a GenBank genome assembly. Lineage: Eukaryota; Fungi; Glomeromycota; Glomeromycetes; Diversisporales; Gigasporaceae.